CCAAAAGCCCCUAUUUUACCCCGCAUUUUGUGUUGACGUUCUCUAUUAGUGGCGGUGUCUGGUGUCUGGGGGCCCCCAAGUCACUCGACAUUCUUCAAAUGGUUGGUCAAGGUGUGAAAGUCACGAUACUUGCCAGGAGACCACCCAUGGCUCGGCGAUGACGGGUGCAGCGGGGUCACGGUUGCAGCCCACUUUCUGUAUCCCGCAGACCAUUGCCGAAGUCGUCCGUCAAGCUACGUUUAUGCAGCCGCUGGUCUCCCACGCUCUGCAAGACCCCGGCAGCGACGUUGUCUCGCCAAACCACACAAUCUUCCGCCGACCGCUUGACUGUCAUCGACUCGUUGCGACAAUGAACACCGCGCAAUACAAACUCGGGCCCGAAGCUCGGAACGGCAAACUAAUUGUG
This is a messenger RNA of Mycena citricolor, 406 nucleotides long. NCBI's taxonomy places the organism in Eukaryota, Fungi, Basidiomycota, Agaricomycetes, Agaricales, Mycenaceae. The record is from the annotation of a GenBank genome assembly.